UGUCAAACAACAACACCUUGUGCAACCGCAAAACCACCGUCGCUAAAGUGGUUUUCCGCCGAAUUACCACAAACCUCCACUGCCAAUUGAUUCCACAAAGUCACAAACAAAGCGAUAGAAGAAGAAGAAGAAAAAAAAAAGAGUAGAGCAGAAAAAUGCCCAAGCGUAAACGCGACGACGUCCCUCUGGACGCCCUCGUCCCCCGACUCCGCACCGACAUCUUCCACGCGCUCAAACAGGCCAAGGGCUUCGAGCGCCAGAGGCAAUCCAAGCGCCUCGCCGACCCGAAGACGCCCGCUGAGAAGAAGGCUCGCAUCGAGAACGAGAUUGUGGUCCUCAAAUCCCUCGACUUGCAUCACACGGCCCACGCGCACCUCUGCACGUCGCUGCUCAAGAUCAAGGCCAUCGCCGAGCACUCGGACAAGCUGCCGGAGGAGAUCCGGGCGGGUGUGCCCAAGCCGGACGUGACCGAGGAGGAGAGGGUCGCGCUGCACAACGUGACCAGCUCCCUGUACAACCGGGUCGAGGUGAAGCGGGCGGUCGAGAAGGCCAUUGAGGCCGUCUGUAGAGGCAUCGGGGUGCCCGUACCGGAGAAGAAGGGGAAGGGGAAGAAGGGGAGGGAAGAGAAAACGGAAGACAAGACCGACGGGACUAGGACUGAUGGUGCGGUAAAGAAGAAGGAGAAAAAGAAGGCUGAACAAGCCGGGGAGAGGGAAGGGCGCGAAGAACGGGACAAGCAGUCGGGAAAGACGGAAAAGGAAAAGGGUCAGAAGAAGGCUGAUGGAGUUGAUCAGGACGGCGACAAUGACGUGGACGAGGAGGAGGAAGAGAAGGCGGUCUCUCAGCUGGACAAGAUGCUAGGCUUGGAUUCUGGCGAGGAGAGCGGUGACGAAGAGGAAGAUGAUGUGCUGGUGAAAGGCCGGACGAGAAAACCGUCUGGCAAAGAGCUCGAUCCGAUGGAGAUCACAACCGACGAGGACGGCAGCGACGAGGAGGAUUUGGAUCCUAUGGAGGUCACCUCUGACGAGGAAGGGGGCAGCGGCAGCGGCAGCGGAGACGAGUUUGACGGCUUCAGCGAUGAUGCGGAGGGCCCGCAGAGCUCGGCCAGCGACGACGAGGGCGUCUCGGAGGCCGAGAGCUCUACUUCGUCAGAAUCCCGCUCCCCCCCGCCAAAGAAGGCGAAGAAGGCGAAGGGUGCUCUCAAACCGACAGAUUCUACAUUUCUCCCUACGCUCAUGGGCGGCUAUAUAUCCGGCUCCGAAUCAGCAUCCGAUAUCGACGUGGCCCCGAAACGCAAGAACCGCCGGGGCCAGCGGGCGAGACAGGCCAUUUGGGAGAAGAAGUAUGGCGACAAGGCAAGGCACUUGCAAAAGGCGGCCAAGGGUCGCGACGCAGGUUGGGAUCCCAAGCGGGGUGCCGUCAAUGGGGAAUCGAAGCCGUGGAAACGAGGUAUCCGCAAUCCUCUCCUGGAUAAGGACAAGGCCAAGGCAUCGGGGACAAACGAGACAAAGCAGACCAACGAGAAGAAGCAAGCGGACAAUGAGAAGAAGCAGCCAACCGACGAGAAGAAGAAGAAGCCGGCUCCGAGGAAGCGGGACGACACGGGGCCUCUUCACCCGAGCUGGGAGGCAAAACGAAAGGCCAAGGAGAAACAACAGCUUAGUGCUCCGUUUCAGGGGAAGAAGAUCGUCUUUGAUUGAGCUAGAGGGUGGAUUAAUAAUAAAGCAGCAAUCUCUGGGGAGGGAGGGGGGUAUAUGCCCUCAACCAACGAAGCCAUCCUUCCGUGCAACUCCAACGCCCGUAAUCCUCUUGGUAUUCCUAGUGACCACCCUGCUCGAAUGCCUUUCAGGAGAGUUUGGCAACGUGAG
Molecule: messenger RNA, 1868 nt
Organism: Thermothelomyces thermophilus ATCC 42464
Lineage: Eukaryota; Fungi; Ascomycota; Sordariomycetes; Sordariales; Chaetomiaceae
Exons: 1
Biological process (GO): maturation of SSU-rRNA
Cellular component (GO): 90S preribosome; nucleus
Source: RefSeq, a predicted model, not a curated record